Messenger RNA from Osmerus eperlanus (European smelt), 5780 nucleotides. Its product is annotated as RNA-binding protein MEX3B. NCBI's taxonomy places the organism in Eukaryota, Metazoa, Chordata, Actinopteri, Osmeriformes, Osmeridae. The coding region runs from base 421 to 2391 and encodes 656 amino acids. Gene Ontology annotation, molecular function: RNA binding. The transcript is spliced from 4 exons. The record is from RefSeq and is a predicted model, not a curated record.
GGUGACGUCAGUGCUGUGUGCGAGACAGGCAGAGCGGCGUGCGCUUGGCGAGACAAAGGCGGUGGACCAGGGAACAGGAGAAAGAGGCUAGACACGGAUACAAUUUUCAGAAGGUAUCUGCAUGGAAACGUCAUGAUAGACUCUAAACCAAUGCUAAGAAUGACAGGUCGAUAAAAUAACUCGGAAUCCGGCGGGUGUCGAAUCUUAUCAACAGCGUGUUUCCUCUUAGUUUUUAUAGAAACAUUUUCUCCAACGCCCCCAAUUUAGCAGGCUAGAUAGCAUAGCGCACUCGUAUCCUUCUUUCUCUCAAGAAUAAAAAGAGAGGAAUCGCACCUACACACUUCACAUCGAAAAGUGAAAAGGUGCAUUCGGUAACUACACACACAGUCAACCAAGAUCUGAUGGUAAACCACGGGGACUAUGCCUAGUCCUUUAUUCCACCCCGAGAUUAUGGACCACGACAUGGUAAUCAGCAGUCAGCACAACGGGGUCAUCUUGCCUCGGGAGACAGACCAAGAGUCCCGGGAAGAAGACCACCAAGAGGCGCUUCGCUUCGCCCUGGACCAACUGUCACUCAUGGCCCUAGACAAGGUGGACUGUGGGGGCGGUGGAGGCGGACUAGUUGACCCGCUCGACGGGACUCAAGGACCGGGCUCGGAGAAUUGCAACGGAGUGAGUGGUGGAGGUUAUGUUGAUCUCCAAAUGUUGGAGCAUCCCGGUGGCUCCCGGGACUCCCCGACGUCCUGCUCUCCAUCUCCAGAGUAUUACGGAUCGGGUGGUUACCACAUGGCUGGUCCACACUCUAUGCUUCAUGGGGAACAAAGCUCUGUCCUUUGCAACCGUAAGAGGAGUGUCAACAUGACUGAAUGCGUGCCUGUCCCAAGCUCGGAGCAUGUUGCAGAAAUAGUGGGUCGACAAGGUUGUAAGAUCAAGGCCCUACGUGCCAAGACUAACACAUACAUAAAGACUCCUGUGAGGGGCGAGGAGCCAGUGUUCAUUGUGACAGGUCGCAGGGAGGACGUAGAGAUGGCCAAACGUGAGAUAGUCUCUGCAGCUGAGCACUUCUCCAUGAUCCGGGCAUCUCGUUGCAAGGCGGGGGGAACAGGGCCUGGCACAGCAGGCUCCCUUCCUGGACCUCCUCACCUGCCCGGACAGACCACCAUCCAGGUGCGAGUGCCCUACAGAGUAGUGGGUUUGGUUGUGGGGCCCAAGGGCGCCACCAUCAAGCGCAUCCAGCAACAGACACACACCUACAUUGUCACGCCGAGUCGAGAGAAGGACCCUGUGUUUGAGGUGACUGGGAUGCCUGAGAACGUGGACCGCGCCCGCGAGGAGAUCGAGACCCACAUCACACUCCGAACGGGCGCCUUCGUGGACCUUCAGGGAGACAACGACUUCCACACCAACGGCACUGACGUAAGUCUCGAGGGCCUGGGUUCACUAGCGGGAGGCCUCGGAGCUGCUCUCUGGUCCCGUGCUACCAACCACCACCAGGCCCCUCCUCCUCCACCUCCCCCUCCGCCUCCCCCGCUGCCCCUGGCUAUGCACCACUCCUCCAGCUCUAGGAAGCUGUCCUCCUCCACCUCCUACCACACUCACAACGGUGGCCUGCCCUCCGAGAGCUACAGCGCCACCCGUAGGUCCACUGAGGGAGGCAGCCCCACUAGCCCUUUCAGCACAGGCUCAAGCGGCGCCGGGGGAGGAGGGGGCUUCACUUUCGGGGCGGACUCAACCCCUGGUCUGCCCUCCUCUGAAGAACUUGGGUUUGAGUUCACCGCAUCCAAUAUCUGGGCACCGUUUGUCAACGGGGGAAGCGGAGGGAAGACGUCUGGCUCCUCCCAGCAGCAGCAGCCAGUUCGCCGUAACAGCAGUGGUUUAAGCGGAGGCGCCGUCACCCCCCGUGUGUCCCCCACCCUGCCCCCAGAUGCUGGUGUGGGACCCCUGGAUCACCCGCUGGCCCGCCGGGCCCAGAGCGACCCCCUCAGCACCCUCUCCUGGCUGCAGUCGGGCGGCACGGGGGCAGGUUCCUUUUCCGGGGCCUCCAGCUCCAGUUCAGGGGGCUCAUCCACCGGCUACUCCUCCUGCUCAGCCUCUUCUCUGCCUGGGGGCUCCCCCACCGACUCGGAGGGAGGGGGCAGCGCGGGCUUGGGAUCCAGCAUGCUGGGCCGUCUGAAGGCAGCCGCUGUAGCAGGGGCCCUGGCGGGCGUGGGUCCUGGUGUUGUGAACAGGGAUUGCUUUGUCUGCUUUGAGAGCGAGGUGACUGCAGCCCUGGUGCCUUGUGGCCACAACCUGUUCUGCAUGGACUGUGCCGGGCAGAUCUGUCAAUCGUCUGAGCCCGAGUGCCCUGUCUGCCACACCCCUGCCACACAGUGCAUCCGCAUCUUCUCCUAAUGCUCUCCCCCCCAAAAACAGUAUACGGAGGGGAGGGGAAGAGGAAGAGGUUGUCAUUUAGAAGGAGAAAAACAAAACAAACAAAAAAGGAAAAAAAAGGACUUUACUUACACUCAUAACUAUCCAAAAGACUGCAGGGGUCAUCAACUGUGGAGAAGAGGAAGGACAGAUGGACCGAUUCACACCAAUACAUGUUAUCACACACACAGGAUGGACCAUGACAAUAGGAUGAUUACAUUAUUAGAUACGAUGAUGACACUAUACGGAUGUUGAUUUAUUGCUAAUAACUAUAAUAAGAAUAAUAAUGAUGACAAUAUUAUUCCCUGACUCGAUGUUGAUUGAAACUCUGGACUUUGUAAGCAGUGGAGGCUGGGACCAGAAAGAGGGUCUCAAGAUGGGAAACUAGUGUCUUAUCUUUCUUCAGGCCUUGGUUUGACCUGGGCCAGUCCAUAUCCUGCCCUAGUUCAGUCCCCAGUCUGAGGGUCUGUCGGUCUGUUGUUUUUAUUCUGGCUUCUUAAGAUAUCUCUGCUUUCUCUCUCUCUCUUCCUUUGACACUUUUGUACUUAACAGAUAUUUUUCGAUGAAGCUGUCCUGGGUCUGCACUUUUCUACUCUUUCUUUACAUGUUGUUUGACAGUAUGUACACAGUAAACCAGUCCUCUGGGCUCUCCUGUUCCCUUACUCAUGCAGUCAUAUUACCUAAGGAGAAGGCCGUCAUGGAAGAAUGGGGCCUUGAACUUAUUUUAGGAAGGGCAUAGAAUUAGACACCUAUCAGACCAAAUGAGCCUGAGAGGACCCCACUCUUGCUAGGCUAUAAUGAAGACUGAAACCUAUUUAUACUGCUCGAAAACUGAUCCAGUGUCGUUAAAUGUGUAUUAUAGCAUAGAGUAAGUUAUUGAAGGAAUAUGCCAGAAGAUACAUUUCCCAGCUGUUUUGGUCUGCCUGAAUCUGGCUUGUCUAGAUAGUGAUGUUGCAGAUCAUGUGUUUGUGUGUGUGUGAUGUCAGGAUAGUGAUUUAAGCACCCCUUAGCUAUAUGUUAAAUGGUGGGACUACUUGCGCUAGGUCCAAGUGCAAGAUUUGUCAAUAGGAACAGGUGUGUUAAGUGAAACAUUUUCUCAUCUCACCCAGUGUGGCUUGCCCCCUUGGAAUGUAAAUAUCCAUCUAUCCACACCAGGUGAACUUCCACUGGCCACUCACAUUCUGUCUGUUACAGGUAGCUUUAUAUAGCUCAACUGGUUUGGAUGUGUGGGGUGUGUGACCCAUGUUAACUGACUUACUACUAUUAUUAUUAUUACUACUUUUACAUAGAGUAAUAUGGGGCUUUAAUUGUAUCACACACGGGAAUGUCUUGUUCAAUCUGGGUUUUGGUUAAGGAAAGCACCUGAAGUUUGACCUGUUUUUCUGUGCACUGUGAACCCAGAGCAAUGAACUACAGUGGUAUUCAGACCCCCUCUAAACCUUCCGAAGUUGGUUUAAGAGACUUUUGGUCUUCCAUCCUCUCUUCCACAGCAAAGCUGUCUGGCGCGGUCUCAAAUGAGCCAGAUGUAGUGCACUAUAUGGAGGGCGUUUCGAAUUGGAGAUAUGUCCCCUUGUCUCAGUAUCCUUUCUCAAGUGGAAACUGCAUCUUGUUAGAUUUGUGUGUUAGUGGUUUUUUGUGUUUCACAUCGACUGCCUCGCCUAUGGUGUGUUUUAAGUGGGACAUUUGGUUUUUUUGGUGUGAUAGUUUCCACAGGUGCUGUGGUGGCCCUUCAGACUUACAUGGAAGUCUGCUCAUAGAAUGAGACAUGCCAUGACUAACAAACGACUAUGAUAAAGGGCUUCCUACAACACAUGCAUUUUUCAGGUUCUCAUCAGUGACAAUAGCAAGAAUAUCAACUCCUCCAAUACGGCAGCUAGUAGCUAGUUCAUCCAGGGCUUCCAGACACUGUUAGUGUUCAAAUCCCAACAGCUGCAGAAUGUUGCAUGGUUUUUCUUCUCUGUCUGCUUGGUCUAGGGAACCUUGACCAACACGUUAGGCUAACAUCAUUCACUCUCAACUCUACAUUCUGGGAGUGAAUUCCUACUAGACAGACACUGAAGCCAUGUUCAUGUACAUUCUGAACACAGCUCUCUUUGACGUCAUGUACAAUCUAACACGGUUGGACAGCUCUCACCAACAACAUCACGGGAGGGAUGGAAUGAGUGGAUGUUCUCAAUGGUUUACCUAAUUUCACCUAAUGUGUGUGUUACUCUGGAGGGACUGCGUUUGCCUCGGGUGUGGAGUGCAGCAGCUUUCCUAAUCUAAUAAAUACUGUCCCUUGUUUAUCCCAAACAGAGGUCUCUUUGAUCUGACCGACUCUGUCAGAUAUGAAGGGUAGUUGCAUCCUCAGUUCUGUCCAGUUUCCCAGACUAGCCAGCCUACGGUGCUUGGGUGCAGCUCCCUACUGAGACAUGAGAACAGACCCCACUGGGCACUUUCUGGGGCAGCUGUAGAUGUUCCUUUAGCUAGAGCUCACCUGUAAACCUGGCAUCCCUGUCUCUACUCUUCACUGGGGGGUGUUCUGUGUAAACUGGCAACCCGUCCCUGCUGGGUUUUUAUGUCAAGUGUUUUUUUUCUUCCUUCUAUCCUCCUGCAGGCCCACAUGAAAACAGGGGUGUGAAUGUGUCCACAGGAGCCGUUCAACUUGGACUGUUGUGUGAAUCUUUUUUGUUGUUGUGUUAAGGCCAAUCUGAAGGCCCAGAACUGUGUCCAGGAUGUCGUUCUUCAACUGAAAUGCGUUGAAUCUGUCAGGUGGAUCUAAUGUAGAUUCUUCUGGUGUUCUCACUCCAGGAUAACCCCCUGGCCUAUGGGAGUGUGUGUUAGGGUAAUUGUACAGUAGCAUUAACUGUUAAAAGGUACAGAUAUUCUCUUAUUGACUGCUGAUUUUUAUUUUGCGGAAGCCCUUGCCCCCCCCCCCCCCCCCCCUCCCUCUCCAAGGUUUGAAAACAGGGUUUUUCAUGUAAGGUUAGCCAGUGACCUUUUUGUGAUGACGGUGGAUGUGGAGUGUUUCAGCACUCUGGGGUGAACCAGACCCCCUGGAAUCUCUGCCUUCCUAUUUUUGCUUUAAUUCUUUUGUAUGCAGAACCAAAAUGUUAAUGUCAGCAAACAAGGUUUCAGGCCUGACUUGUAUGUAUAUACCCUGAAUACAAUCAGUGGGAUCUCGUUUUCAAAAGGUUACAAUACUUAAUUGAUGAAGAUAAGUGUAGUUUUUAAGAACAUGUAUCAUUAUUUGUAAGUUAACCAUCUGCAUGUCUUCAAGCCACCUGGCGUUAGCUAAUAAUUUUUAAGAUGAAAAAAAAACAAAAAAAAACUUUUUACACAUUUUAUUUUUACAAUUUAUUUGCUUACCUAAAUAUCCCAGACAAUAAUGU